ACCCCCUACACUGUGUCGUAAAAAGGCCACCAGGAGAUCUUAUAAAUACAGAGCAAAAGAUGUACACUGCCUACCACUGCCAUGUAUGGAUUAUGAACUGAAACCAACAACCUGGAAUAACAAGGAAUUGAAUAUCCCCUAAUAUCCCCUCGACACUUCCUAGGCACCAUGGUAGGAUUUAAGCCCUCAGACGUUCCCCCUCCCCUGGCCGUGAAGAUGAUUAGUGCGGGGGCAGCAGCCUGCGUCGGUGACCUCAUCACCUUCCCCCUGGACACAGCCAAAGUCAGACUCCAGAUUCAGGGUGAGCAGAAAGUGGAGGCAGCUAAGAACAUCCGCUACAGAGGGGUGUUUGGCACCAUGGCGACCAUGGUGAAGACAGAAGGCCCCAAGUCUCUGUACAACGGGCUGAUCGCCGGGCUGCAGAGGCAGGUCUGCUUCGCCUCCAUCAGGAUCGGACUGUACGAUAACGUCAAGAACUUCUACAACGGCGACAAAGAACAUGCCAGCAUUAUGAUCCGCAUCCUGGCGGGCUGCACCACCGGUGCCAUGGCGGUGUCCCUGGCCCAGCCCACGGACGUGGUGAAGGUGCGCUUCCAGGCCCAGAUGAACCUGAAAGGGGUGGCGCGGCGCUACAACGGCACCACGCAGGCCUACAAACACAUCUUCAUGAACGAGGGCCUCCGAGGGCUCUGGAAAGGAACACUUCCUAACAUCACCAGAAACGCGCUGGUCAACUGCACAGAGCUGGUGACCUACGACCUCAUCAAAGAAGCCAUCCUCAAACACAACCUGCUGUCAGACAACCUUCCUUGCCACUUUGUGUCUGCCUUCGGUGCGGGCUUUGUCACUACGGUGAUCGCGUCCCCGGUGGACGUGGUGAAGACCCGCUACAUGAACUCCCCUCCCGGUCAGUACAAGAGCGCCAUCAACUGCGCCUGGACCAUGAUGACCAAGGAAGGGCCGACUGCCUUCUACAAAGGAUUUGUGCCUUCGUUCCUUCGGCUGGGAUCAUGGAACGUGGUGAUGUUUGUGUCAUUCGAGCAGAUCAAGAGAGCCAUGAUGGCAACUAAGAAGAAGAUGGAUACACCCAGCUGAGCAUGAACUAAACACUCAGAACCCCCCAGCCUCGAUCUCAGUUUGGUUCCGACAUCUCUCGUCUUUUGGCUUUGGUUUUUUGUUGAAAGAAGUAAUAAUGUACCGUCCGCUUACAUCUUGAAAGUGAACUUACGUUUUAAUAGAAUUUGGUUAUACCCAUUUGUAUUUAUUACAUUGUUCUGGUCAUUAUGUGAGUAAAUACUUGCACUGGCAUUUACACAAACAUCUCACAAAUGGAACAGUUUGAAUACCUGUGAUGGAUCUAAUUUAGAGCAGCUUUUGCACCACCAAAAUUGAAAUUGUACCCAGCCCCCAAAGAAAUGUCCACAACAUGUAAAGCACUGUUUUUAUGUACAUUUAAAAGAUAUUUGAUAUAA
This is a messenger RNA of Gadus macrocephalus (Pacific cod), 1472 nucleotides long. It is a transcript of the gene ucp1, whose product is annotated as uncoupling protein 1. The record is from RefSeq and is a predicted model, not a curated record. Bases 169 to 1095 code for a protein of 308 amino acids. Gene Ontology annotation, molecular function: oxidative phosphorylation uncoupler activity. The transcript is spliced from 7 exons. Lineage: Eukaryota; Metazoa; Chordata; Actinopteri; Gadiformes; Gadidae. Gene Ontology annotation, biological process: mitochondrial transport; response to cold; adaptive thermogenesis. Gene Ontology annotation, cellular component: mitochondrial membrane.